AUGGAUGCAAAACAAAGUUUGGAUCACGCAAAUCCGCAUUGGUGCCAAGUGGAAGGAUAUCCUAUCUAUACUUACGAUAACUUCCCGGAAACAUUCAUCACUCUUUUCCGAGCAAGUAUGGGUGGUUACGAUUACGAAGAAUUCGCAUGUGCCAACUACGAAGUGCUGACGAAGACCCUUUUCGUAUUGUAUAUGUUUGUGAUGCCAAUCAUGAUGAUCAACAUCCUUAUUGCCAUGAUGGGUAACACCUACACCACUGUCAUCGCUCAAGCGGAAAAAGCAUGGAGACAACAGGUUGGUGCUAAUUGUCUGGUAAAAUUGAUAGUUAAAAAUAUAAGCAGGUGGUAUAGUUAAAU
This is a messenger RNA of Cylicostephanus goldi, 356 nucleotides long. NCBI's taxonomy places the organism in Eukaryota, Metazoa, Nematoda, Chromadorea, Rhabditida, Strongylidae. The record is from the annotation of a GenBank genome assembly.